UUAAUUUUAUAUUUUGUUUUGUAAUUUUUGUUACUAUAUAUAAUAUGAUUAAGUACUUGCUGCUGCUUGGUUUGGUCCUUUUCACAUCCAAUGUAAAGGCUGGUGGUUACGGAAAAGGUAGUGGCUACGGCCAUGGAUCGGGUCGGGGCUACGGAGGAUCCUCAUAUGGAAUGGAAUACAGAGGAUAUGGCGAUGGCGGUUACGGAUCGUCCUCUCUAAUGGCUGAUUUAUUAGGAGGCUAUCGAGGAGGUGGUGGCUAUGGAGGUGGCGGCGGAUACGGCGGUGGUGGUGGUUAUGCCGGCGGAGUGGGAUACGGAGGCGGCGGUUUUGGAGGUGGAAGUCGCGGACGAAACCUAGCUGUUGUUCAAACGCCAGUGCUUGAAUAUCAGAAUGUUGUUCGAAAUGUUCCAACAAUUGAAUAUCAAAAUGUUCCACAAGUACAAUUCCAAACGCAAACUGUGGCGAGACAGGUUCCAAUCUAUGCUAAUUCAAACCCAAGUUAUCCCAGUAAUCCAUCAUACGUCGGUCCAUCAUCAUGGAUGGGUAGUGGACCCGCCGCACCUGUUUACUCUGGACCCGCCGCACCCGUUUACUCUGGACCCCCUGCACCAGUUUACUCUGGAUCCUCUGCACCCGUUUACUCUAACGCCCCCUUGUUCCCAAGUGGAUUAGGAUCACCAAACUUCAACACCGGAGGUUCGGCACCAAUUUAUUCUGGUGGUGUUCCAGUAUUUAAUACAGGAAACGGUGGAGUUGGGGCACUUAGAGGAGACGGGACCUUCAACCCAUCACAACCUAACACGUACCUGGUUGGGUAAUGUAAUAAUCUAGGAACCACCACCUCACCCGAAUGUGGACCAUGGCAGGAUGCUGUGUACUUUGUAUGCUCUCUAAAUAAAACUACCAAUACCCUU
This is a messenger RNA of Mytilus trossulus (common blue mussel), 914 nucleotides long. Its product is annotated as keratin, type II cytoskeletal 1-like. Lineage: Eukaryota; Metazoa; Mollusca; Bivalvia; Mytilida; Mytilidae. Bases 45 to 818 code for a protein of 257 amino acids. The record is from RefSeq and is a predicted model, not a curated record. The transcript is spliced from 5 exons.